Drosophila arizonae is the source of this 1509-nucleotide messenger RNA. Its product is annotated as neurofilament heavy polypeptide. The record is from RefSeq and is a predicted model, not a curated record. Lineage: Eukaryota; Metazoa; Arthropoda; Insecta; Diptera; Drosophilidae.
AUGCCCAAAAAAGUAAUUACUCGUCGUCAGCGCAAGGCUGCCGAGGCAAAGCGCCAAUCAGAAUCGAAUGCACGUGCUACUGCGGCAAGUGAGGCCCAGAACGGCACUGCAGCGGCAACUACCCCGAGUACGUCGGAUGCUGUGAAGCCGGGCGGCAGCAAUGGAGCUAAACAGGACCCCAAGUGUGGCAACAAAAAUGCAUCUCUAAAGACAACCAAUACCAAGACAGCCGUACCGCAACAGGGGCAAGAAGCGGAGAAUAUGCCAGAACAAUCUGCGGAAAAGGCAACUGGAACAGUUGUCGUUAAGGACAAGACCACCCAGUCGGAUAACAAUGUGUUCGACCUGCUUGCCGACGAGAACUUACAGAAGCAGGUCGGACAUUCGGCAGAGUGUCAAGCUCAGCUACCAGCACCGCCGGCCAAUGAACAGGCCGGAUCGUUUAGCAAGACCCUAACACGACGUGCUGUGGCAACAUUCAGCAAAAUCCAGAAGCUCUCGAAGGUGUUCAACAAGAAGAUGAACUACAAGACCCCGCCGGUCAAGGGGACCGAGCCAAUGAAUUUGGCCAACGUUGAGUUGGAUGAGACUGUGAAGACUGCGCUGAAUGGGCCACCGGGCAGCGAUAACCAAGCCAAUAAGACCUGCAGCUGCGAAUUCUGCAAGGUGGUAUUGAAUCAGCUCUUGGCUGGCAAGAAGCGCACAAACGAUAAGAAACUGUGCAAGAAUGCUAACAGGCGUCCGCCAGCCAAUGCUGCGCGUGCCACAUCGCCAGGUCAAAGCAAUGGAAAUGAGUCUGUAGGAACUACUCUGCCAGCAGAGGCGAAGGUCGAAGAUGAGAGCAAGACCCCACAGACACCGUCGAUAGCAUCCAGACGCCGCAUUAUCCAAAUGCUCGAGAAGAAGGAGAAACUGCUGGAGAAGGAUGUGAUGAAGAAAAUCAAGCAGCUCAACAAGCAGAAUAAAAUAUUGGCAACUGAGCAGCAAACUAAGAAACCGGAUGCUAAGCAAGUCGACCAAAAGGAAAGCAAGCCAAUUGUGGCCAAGACACAACCGACACCAGUGGAUGCCAAAAAGAAGACUAUGCCAAGAGUUGCAGUUGCCAAAGCUUCGUCAACUGUCAAGCAGAAAGCAACUGAGCCGGCCAAAAUUCCAAAAACUGUGGUCAAGUCCAAGCAGCCAGCCAAAGCUGACGUAUCGAGUGCUCUAAAGCAGCUCGCUGCUGCUCCAGCAGAUGCCCCUCCGCCUAAAGUUAUAGGCAACACGGAGUAUUUUAUUCUAACGGGCACCGAUGCACAGUUGUCAGCUCAGCUCAGUAGUUUGGCAGCUAACAACGUGCGCAUUGAAAACUGUCUGGAGCUCGAUCCAAGUGUUGCUGAUAAAAUUGAGCAACAACUGGAGCAGUUAAGCCAAAAUCGUGAACAAAUACUGCAGCGCAUGCGUGAAAAACAGAACAUGUUAGCCAAGCGCAGAACAAAGCGCUCAAAGGAACCCAGCAAAUAUACAUAA